Messenger RNA from Echinococcus granulosus, 372 nucleotides. RefSeq names its product Tubulin beta-4 chain. Bases 1 to 372 code for a protein of 123 amino acids. Gene Ontology annotation, molecular function: GTP binding; structural constituent of cytoskeleton; GTPase activity. The transcript has a single exon. NCBI's taxonomy places the organism in Eukaryota, Metazoa, Platyhelminthes, Cestoda, Cyclophyllidea, Taeniidae. The record is from RefSeq and is a predicted model, not a curated record. Gene Ontology annotation, cellular component: cytoplasm; microtubule. Gene Ontology annotation, biological process: microtubule cytoskeleton organization; mitotic cell cycle.
AUGUCAAUGAAGGAGGUCGAUGAACAAAUGCUGAAUGUACAAAACAAAAAUUCAAGCUAUUUUGUUGAGUGGAUACCAAACAAUGUCAAAACCGCUGUCUGUGACAUCCCACCUCGUGGUCUGAAAAUGGCCGCAACUUUUAUUGGCAAUAGUACGGCCAUACAGGAACUUUUCAGGCGUAUAAGUGAGCAAUUCACUGCUAUGUUUCGUCGUAAAGCAUUUUUGCAUUGGUAUACGGGCGAGGGUAUGGAUGAGAUGGAGUUUACUGAGGCCGAGUCAAACAUGAAUGAUUUAGUGAGCGAGUAUCAACAAUAUCAGGAGGCUACUGCGGAGGAAGAGGGGGAAUUUGAUGAAGAAGAGGAAGAAGCAUAA